Molecule: messenger RNA, 2911 nt
Organism: Ectocarpus siliculosus
Lineage: Eukaryota; Phaeophyceae; Ectocarpales; Ectocarpaceae
Source: the annotation of a GenBank genome assembly
GCCCCACAACUUUCUUCAACAGCAGAAACCGCGCCCUCCCUCUCUCUCUCACCACACCAGCAGUUGUUGACAGCAACACACACGGCCGCAGGCAAUCAUGGACGGUGUGUUCGACGAGCGCAUCCUUGCGCCAGAGACUACUGACCAGUUCCUCUGGAUCCUUAUCGUGGCGGCGUUUGGCGCCUUCUUCGCCGCCUUCGGUAUCGGAGCCAACGAUGUCGCCAACGCCUUCGCCACCUCCGUGGGCGCCAAGGCCCUGACCAUCAAGCAGGCCGUGGUCCUGGCCGGCGUCUUCGAGUUCCUCGGCGCUGUGUUCCUUGGCUCGCACGUUACCAAGACCAUCCGUAAGGGAAUCGCCGAGAUCGAGUGCUUCGAGGACAACCCGGGGAUCCUUAUGUACGGCAACAUGUGCGUCGUGUACACGACCGGCAUCUGGCUCCUGCUGGCCUCCUUCUUUGAGCUGCCCGUGUCCACCACCCACUCCACCGUUGGAGGCAUCGUCGGGAUGGCCAUGACCUACCGCGGCGCCGACUGCGUGGUCUGGUACGAGGAGGCCGACCUCUUCCCUUACCUCAAGGGUGUGUCCGCCAUCGUAGCCUCGUGGGCGCUGUCCCCCGUCCUUUCCGCUGUGAUCGCCGUGGCGCUGUUCCUGUUCAUGAGGACCUUCGUGCUCCGCUCGCCCGACUCCCACAAGAGGGCUGUCAACGUUUUCCCGUUCCUCGUGACCCUCACCAUCGCCACCAACGUUUUCUUCAUCGUGUACAAGGGCGCCAAGGGUCUUGGCCUUGACGAGACCAGUCUCGCCGACGCGUUCGCCUGGGCCCUGGGCCUGGGAGGGGGUUUCGGCCUGCUCAUGAUCCCCACGGUGCUCCCCUACAUGCGGCGCAACAUCGCUAUCAAGUUUAACGAGGACGGCACCCUCAAGCCGGUUGCGGCGGUGGAGGAGAAGGAGAAGCAGAGCGGCGUAGUCGGGUUCGUGAUGAACCAGAUGAACAAGGACAUCCACUCGAGCGUCAAGGAGUCGGAGUACGUGAGCCAGAUCCACGACAACGCCGAGAAGUUCGACCCCCGCGCGGAGGAGGCCUUCAAGUACGUGCAGGUGUUCACCGCUAUCUGCGACUCCUUCUCCCACGGAGCAAACGACGUUGCCAACGCCAUGGGACCCUUCGCGGGCAUCUACAUCGUCUACACCACGGGAGAGGUUAGCAAGGAGGGAGACCUCGGGGACGACGCCUUCUGGAUCCUCGCCCUCGGCGGCCUCGGAAUCGUUGCCGGACUUGCCAUCUACGGGUACAAGAUCAUCGCCGCCAUCGGCGUUAAGAUCGCCAAGAUCACUCCGUCCCGUGGUUUCGCGAUCGAGCUCGGUUCCGCCAUGAUGGUCAUCAUCGGCACCCGGCUCGAGAUCCCCCUCUCCACAACCCACUGUCAGGUCGGGGCUACCACCGGUGUCGCCCUCCUCGAGGGAGCCGGCGGCGUCAACGGCACGGUGCUCGGGAAGGCCGUCUUCGGGUGGAUCAUCACGAUCGUUGUGUGCGCCCUGACCUGCUCCGUCCUCUUCGCGCAGGGGGCCUACGCUCCCUACGUGUACGACACCAUCAUCCUUCCCGAGACCACCUCGUCCUCGUAAUAAUAAUAAAACCAGGACGGGUGUUAAAUACAGCAACGGAAGCAGCAACGCCGUCUUGCCGUCUUCUGGCUUGCUAGCGCAACCGGGGGCCAAGGGUGACGCGACGGACGAACAGCAAAGAACACGGUUCGAUUCAUCUUUCGAGGACGAAUGCGUUGCCCGGGCCCGCGGCGCCAACUGCAGGGAUUUCUUUUGGCGUCGCGAAUACGGGUCUUUUUAUUUAUUUCGGGCGGUGUGUCGGUUGCGCGAGGCCCUUCUUCCGCAACUCGGGAUUCGCCCCGUCUGCCAUGGUCUUCGGUGCGUAGGCAAGAUUGAGUGUACCCUACCCCCUCCCAGGGUGCCCGACGCUCUGGCCCGUGUGUUGUAUGUUCGACGGGUUGUCACACCGAUUUAUGUAGGUCAAUCGGGUGAUUUCGCUUCUUUCCUUGCUUGCUUGCUGGUUGCGUGGAUGUAUGUGUGCAUCUUGUAGAAGUAGGAACAAUUUUUACGAGACAUCAAAGGCUGCGCGACCUGUGGAAGACUUGUACCGAACUAGCGUUGGCAGGUACUUCGCCUGUGGGAGAAGAGUGAAGUUGAACGACAGAGACGUUGGAACAGCUUUGAAGUUCGAACCACGUGUGUAGUUUUUUUCCUCCUCCUUGGUGGAAACGCCGUCACAUCUUCUGUGGCGGGGACUCCUAGUGUUCGGUUGUCACUCCCUCUUCCAACUUUUCUUGUCUUGCGCGCGUUUUUCGCGCCGGUCUUGGAUGUUUUUUUUGUCUUUUUCCGUCACCACGCCAGCGCAUAGGAAUAUUGCGCACCACUCCACUCGAAAUGGUGGGUUUGAGCUGCUGCUGCAUUGUUUUUCGCAGCUAGUAGUAUCUUGCCGCAUCUUUCUUGGUCGGAUUGGAUACACGCUUCUUCAUGAGUGUUUCGCCCCGAAGUAGUGGUUAGUGGCGGUUGGUGUUUUUACCCGCCAGAUUUGCUCGCAAGACUGAUGGCAGACCUCCUCCGUUUAUUCUCGAGGUCGCGAUGAACGAAUGAUGAAUGAAUUAUUAUUACGUGGAAAAUGGUUAUCAUCAUCAUAAUAAGUUGCUGCUGCUGUGCCUUCGUGGACCAAUCCGUGACGGAAGUUGAUCGUGGCCGGCGGAGCGAAGCAAGCCUGUCGCUCAACACACAAACGUCGUCCCGCACAGGGAUGAUAUUGGCUCAUUUUCCCUCAAACUGGUUACUUGCGCAAGAAAUUUGGCACUCAGAUAUGUGGAGAGCUAAUUUACUUGUGAAGUAAUUCUAUUUUCUUUUUUG